AUGGCAAUGACAAAAUCACUAAUUGAUACAACUGUUGCUGGUAAAGAAAAUUCAGAUGAACAGACCAUUUUAAAAAAAUUAUUCAAGAUGAUAUUUAAUCUACCUCAAACGGUGUCAUCCACUGAGGCUGUGAUUGAUAUAAUUAAUACUACACAAGAACAAGUUAUUAAAAAAGGCAUGAUUGAUCCUGAGUCGCAAAAGUCUUUAAUCAGUUUCUAUGAAUCAGCUGAUAUAGAAACUGCUAGAGAAGAAGAAAUAAUUAGAAGUAUUUUGGAAAAAAUACAUGAAAUACGAAACAUUCGUCAUCAAAAUAUCAAAUCACUUCUGCAGUCUCAAAGAAGUUCGACAUUCCUUAAAUUAUUACAAGUAACAGCAACGCGGAUGCCAGUGUGGCUUCCAAAGCAUGAUGAACAACCACCUCCAUUGUGUGGUGCUAUUGAGCCACUGCCUUCAUAUGUUGCAAAAAGUGGGGAUUUGGUGGCGGCGCUUGUUAAACAAUCUGGAGAAGAGCGAUGGAUUGUGGCAGAAGCAGUUGCAUUUAAAAAUGGAAGAUAUGAAGUGGAAGAUAUUGAUGUAAAAGAAACUAACCGUAAUUUCACAUUAGAAAAAAUAUACGUAAAGCCACUACCACUAAUGAGAGCUGAUCCAGUCACUUGUCCAGAUGCGUUUUUUCCCUGCAAUCAAUUUGUUUUAGCAAUGUAUCCACAAACUACUUGUUUCUUCAAAGCUCUAGUAAAAGCUCCUCCUAAAACAAGUUAUGACGGAUAUGAAGUUUUAUUUGAAGACGAUUUUAAUCAAUAUACCAUAAUGAUGGUUGUAUCCCAAAGAUUUGUUGUUUCUUAUCCAUCAUUAGAAAUUAUUCAUAAAGACGAUCAGAUGAGUGUAGAAUAUUAA
Macrosiphum euphorbiae (potato aphid) is the source of this 894-nucleotide messenger RNA. The record is from the annotation of a GenBank genome assembly. Lineage: Eukaryota; Metazoa; Arthropoda; Insecta; Hemiptera; Aphididae.